CAAAGAGGGGCGGGGAGAGGCGGGGGCGCUGCAUGCAACGCGCUGGCUCCAGCGGCGCCCGCGGGGAAUGUGACAUCAGCGGCGCCGGGCGCUUGCGGCUGGAGAAGGCAGCUCGCCUCGGCUGCGCGGUGCACACCUCGCCCGGGGGAGGACGCGGACUCGGGCAGGCGGCCGGGAUGUCGGCGAAGGAGAGGCCGAAGGGCAAAGUGAUCAAGGACAGCGUGACCCUCUUGCCCUGCUUUUAUUUCGUGGAGUUGCCUAUAUUGGCAUCAUCAGUGGUUAGCCUGUAUUUCCUUGAACUCACGGAUGUCUUCAAACCUGUGCACUCUGGAUUUAGCUGCUAUGACCGGAGUCUUAGCAUGCCGUAUAUUGAGCCAACCCAGGAGGCAAUUCCAUUCCUCAUGUUGCUGAGCUUGGCUUUUGCUGGACCUGCAAUUACGAUUAUGGUAGGGGAAGGAAUUCUCUACUGUUGCCUGUCCAAAAGAAGAAAUGGGGUUGGACUGGAGCCCAACAUUAAUGCCGGAGGCUGCAAUUUCAACUCCUUCCUUAGAAGAGCCGUCAGAUUCGUUGGUGUUCAUGUGUUUGGACUGUGCUCCACAGCUCUCAUUACAGAUAUCAUACAGCUCUCCACAGGGUAUCAGGCACCAUACUUUCUGACCGUGUGCAAGCCAAACUACACCUCUCUGAAUGUGUCUUGCAAAGAAAAUUCCUACAUUGUAGAAGAUAUUUGCUCAGGAUCUGACCUUACGGUUAUCAACAGUGGCAGGAAAUCAUUUCCUUCUCAACAUGCGACCCUGGCUGCCUUCGCGGCUGUGUACGUUUCGAUGUACUUCAAUUCCACAUUAACAGAUUCCUCUAAGCUUCUCAAACCUCUCUUGGUCUUCACCUUUAUCAUCUGUGGGAUCAUCUGUGGGCUCACACGGAUAACUCAGUAUAAGAACCACCCAGUUGAUGUCUACUGUGGCUUUUUAAUAGGAGGAGGAAUUGCUCUGUACUUGGGCCUAUAUGCUGUGGGGAAUUUCCUGCCUAGCGAAGAGAGUAUGUUUCAGCACAGAGAUGCCCUCAGAUCUCUGACAGACCUCAACCAAGACCCCAGCCGAGUUUUAGCCGCUAAAAAUGGCAGCAGCAGCGAUGGAAUUGCUCACACAGAAGGCAUCCUCAACCGAAACCACAGAGAUGCUAGCUCGUUGACAAACCUCAAAAGGGCAAAUGCCGACGUAGAAAUCAUCACUCCACGGAGCCCCAUGGGGAAGGAGAACAUGGUUACCUUUAGCAAUACCCUGCCUAGAGCCAACACCCCAUCUGUAGAAGACCCUGUCAGAAGAAAUGCCUCCAUUCAUGCCUCUAUGGAUUCUGCUCGAUCAAAGCAGCUUCUCACCCAGUGGAAGAAUAAGAAUGAAAGUCGGAAGUUGUCCCUGCAAGUUAUAGAGACUGAGCCUGGACAGUCACCACCUAGAUCCAUAGAAAUGAGGUCAAGUUCAGAGCCCUCCAGGGUGGGGGUGAAUGGAGACCACCAUGCUCCCAGCAAUCAGUACCUCAAGGUCCAGCCUGGCACUGUUCCCGGGUGUAACAAUAGCAUGCCUGGGGGACCCAGAGUGUCCAUUCAGUCACGCCCUGGAUCCUCACAGUUAGUGCACAUCCCUGAGGAGACCCAGGAAAACAUAAGCACCUCCCCCAAAAGCAGCUCUGCUCGAGCCAAGUGGUUGAAAGCUGCCGAGAAGACUGUGGCCUGUAAUAGAAGCAACAGUCAGCCCCGAAUCAUGCAAGUAAUCGCUAUGUCCAAGCAGCAGGGCGUCCUCCAAAGCAGCCCCAAGAACACCGAAGGCAGCACGGUCUCCUGCACUGGCUCCAUCCGCUACAAAACCUUGACAGACCACGAACCCAGUGGGAUCGUAAGGGUUGAGGCUCACCCAGAGAACAACAGGCCCAUCAUUCAGAUCCCGUCCACGGAGGGUGAAGGUAGUGGCUCCUGGAAAUGGAAAGCCCCUGAAAAGGGCAGCCUUCGCCAAACUUAUGAGCUCAAUGAUCUCAACAGGGACUCAGAAAGCUGUGAGUCCCUGAAAGACAGUUUUGGCUCUGGAGACCGCAAGAGAAGCAACAUAGAUAACAAUGAGCAUCACCACCAUGGCAUCACCACCAUCCGGGUCACCCCAGUAGAGGGCAGCGAAAUUGGUUCAGAGACGCUGUCCAUUUCUUCCUCCCGCGACUCUACCCUGCGGAGAAAGGGCAACAUCAUCUUAAUCCCUGAAAGAAGUAACAGCCCUGAGAACACUAGAAAUAUCUUCUACAAGGGAACCUCCCCAACGCGGGCUUACAAAGAUUGAGUGAUGGAAUUCAGUCACUUGAGCGAACCCCAAAAGACCACGUGUUGAUUCUAUCUGUGCUCUGUUCCAGCGGAUUGAGAAGCCUUCUCAUCAAACUGGGUCAUCUACCAUCAGCCCGGAGCUCAAUGACUCUUGAGAACUACUACACUCAAGCUUGUAGAUUUCACAUCAAGGGGAGGGAAAAGCACAAUGAAAGAACCUAAGUAAUGUGAUAAUGUGAAGAAUCGUAAGACCUAUCUUCAAACUCAAAAGGUUUGCAGAAGGCAGUAUCAGAAGAAAGUGGUUUCCUUCUGUGUAUACUAUUUUACUUCCUGAAUGUGCCAACUUUAGGGAUUUUUCUUUAUAAUUAGCUGUGGGAAUCCAGAACCCAUGUUUCCCUACAGCAGAGGCCAUGCAGUAUUAUAUAUUCAUUUUGCAGAAUCUGCACCUAAAGCUCAGUAAGGGUGGUGCUGAUUAUUAUAGUACAUAUACCAUGUAAACUCUCAAAUUCUAUUUAGCUGUGAAAUAGUGGUGUGCAAUUCCUUGUCAAAGAAAUGCUACUGUAUUAAGAAGAUGCUGGCUGCUUUGUGUUAGAAUAGGACACCCCGCAGCUUCUCUGUAGUGGCUCUGUCACAGUCAAAAAAACACGAAAAGGUUUUGUGCAUUUCUUCAAAAUUAUGCUUUCUUCGACAACAAAAAUUGUGUAGGAAUAUUUUCAGUGAGAGGGAGUAACUAGUACUUUUCUACAUAGGUUUUUUUUUUUUUUUUUUUUGCUGCUUACUUUUUAAGUAUAGGUACUACUACUGAUUCUGUUUUUUAGUGAGUAAAUUUGCAUAAUUUUAAAAAUACAUCUUUUUAGAGUCUUUUGAAAUUGUUGUGAUCAUAUUUUGCAUUUUAUGGCUCCUCCUUUAUUUAUGAAUUAAAAUAUUUUUUUGAUGUUAUGGAUAUGUUUUUCUAUUUUUAAAGCAAGAAUAACAGUUGACAUUCCUUGAGCAAAAUAUAUCGCUGUGAAUUUAUAAACAACUAAUCUGAACCAACACUUGACAUUGUGGGUUACAUUGCCAGCAAUAUUGGUUGAGUCUAUCCUUGGAUGUCUCCAACCAGCUGGCUUUGGUUGCUAUCUUAACAAGUAAUCCAAAAACUUCAUUUUGUUCCAGAUUAUUAAUUUUUGAUAUCCUAACAACCAGUAAAUUAGAGCAACAGGAGUUGGGUUUUACCUUCUUCCCUCAGAUAUUUUGUUAACUGGACAUCAACAGGAAGAAUCUG
Mirounga angustirostris (Northern elephant seal) is the source of this 3569-nucleotide messenger RNA. RefSeq names its product phospholipid phosphatase related 4 (gene PLPPR4). Gene Ontology annotation, biological process: signal transduction; phospholipid metabolic process; phospholipid dephosphorylation. Gene Ontology annotation, molecular function: phosphatidate phosphatase activity. Lineage: Eukaryota; Metazoa; Chordata; Mammalia; Carnivora; Phocidae. Gene Ontology annotation, cellular component: plasma membrane. The transcript has 7 exons. The record is from RefSeq and is a predicted model, not a curated record. Bases 33 to 2324 code for a protein of 763 amino acids.